AUGACGGAUUCGCAAGAAAAUAAAACAUGUCCGACGAGAAAACCGCCGGUAUAUCAAGCAGAUAAAGAGGAACUGGCAAAGUUCGCGGCAAACGCCGAUAUCUUACCUCUGUAUGAAAAGUCAACAAUGAAGUACAUCUUUCGCAACCAUUACUCUUUGAAAAAUAAUGAUUACCUGCAAUGUGCCUGGACUACAUUUAAGGAUAACAUUAGUUCAAGAGUCGUUGCGCCCAUCGAGUUGCCUGGUCAAGGCGAUCUACAUUUUCACAAUCAAGCCGUGUACUUAUUUAUAGACUCUGAAGGCUUGAGUUGUAACUCAAGCCUUCAGAGUCUAUAA
Messenger RNA from Arctia plantaginis, 336 nucleotides. Lineage: Eukaryota; Metazoa; Arthropoda; Insecta; Lepidoptera; Erebidae. The record is from the annotation of a GenBank genome assembly.